AGAAUCUAAUUUCCCCAUUUUUGGGUCUUUGCUGUUUCUUUCUUUGGUUUUUUUUUUUUUUUUUAAAAAAAAAAAAUUAAUAAAUAAAAAUUCAAUUUUUAAUUUAAAGUUUAAAUUUUUAAGCUUAAAACUGACCGGAAAAUUUGCAGAGAAUCUCACCGGAGAUUUUCUUUUUUGUGUUUGGUUACUCAGAAAGUGAAAAGCUUUGAGAUUUUUCUUCUUCAUCUGGAAAUGGGUUGUGCUGGAUCUUCACAGACCAAAGGCGAUGGGGCUGUGAAAAAGAUUCGGAAACCCAAACCUUGGAAGCACCCGCAACCAAUAACAAAGACUCAGCUCAUGCAGUUGCGUGAAGAGUUUUGGGACACUGCUCCUCAUUAUGGUGGCAGGAAAGAGAUUUGGGAUGCGCUACGAGCUGCAGCGGAAGCUGAUCUAACUCUUGCUCAAGCAAUUGUAGACAGUGCUGGUGUCAUCAUUCAAAGUGCAGAUUUGACAAUUUGUUAUGACGAAAGAGGUGCAAAAUAUGAGCUACCAAAGUAUGUUUUGAGUGAGCCAACCAACUUGAUUCGAGAUGGUUAAAUAACAAGAAUAGAGGAGAGGACUUUACUACCAAAAUUUGGGAGCAAGAUUUGAAUGUAAAUCCAUCCAAUCCAAUGUAUAUUAUAUAUUCUCUCAUUCACUUUCAUAUCUUUUUUAGUCUUUUGCUUUUUCAUCAUGCCUUAUGAACUCAAAUUUUUAAGAAAGUUUCUUGCUACUAUUGCUAAUUAAUUAGACAAGAAUGUUUUUUCUUUCACAUUUUGUUUUGGAUUUGUUUCUCAAGUUCUUGUUUUUGUUGUUAGGAUAAACCAUUAUAUCAAUUAAUAAGAAGAGAUUAAAUUUUAUA
This is a messenger RNA of Cannabis sativa, 880 nucleotides long. RefSeq lists its product as uncharacterized. The transcript has 4 exons. The record is from RefSeq and is a predicted model, not a curated record. NCBI's taxonomy places the organism in Eukaryota, Viridiplantae, Streptophyta, Magnoliopsida, Rosales, Cannabaceae. The coding region runs from base 232 to 576 and encodes 114 amino acids.